GCACCCCUACGAAAGCUUCUCAAACCCUAAGCCUUUUGCAGGCUCUUUUUUUAAACAGGUUAACACGCGCUAGAAACCCUAGAAAUUUGCUUCUGAUAACCAUUUUUCCAUGCCCUUGAAACCCUGGGCCGGAGCUUCGCCAUAGCUUUUUUUCACCAUUAUUCAGGGCUUUCUCAAGAGCGCUUGGAACCCUAGAGAAGAAUUUCAUGUAUGAUGUUGUAGAAACUUAGUUGCUGAUGAUACAUGUAAUUUGAAGGUUUGUAAGUUUUUGGAAGUGGCAUCCUUUCUAAGAAGAAAAGAAGUUCAGAUUCAGUCGAAGAAAUUGGUUCCUAGAGAGACCAAAGCUAUACAGAAAACCCAACUCGGAACUGUCAGGAAAAGGAUAAGAUGAAGAACAAGAAGAAAAGGGAGGAGGCUGAAAAUGAGGUUGAGAAUGAUGAAAUUGCUUCUCUUUGUGAAAGCCCGACUAUCUCUCGUGAAAUGAGUAAAAACAACAAGAAGAAGAAGAGCCUGGAGGUGGGAAAUGAGGUUGAGAAAGCAGAGGUUGCUUCUCUUCCUGAGAUCCCAACUAGCCUUCAAGGAAUGAAGAAGAAGAACAAGAAAAAGAGGGAGGUAACCGAGAAUGAGGUUGAGGAAUCUGAGGAUGCUUCUCUUUCUAAAAACCCACAAAGCCCUCAGGAAAACAAGAAGAAUAGGAAGAAGAAGAGGGAAGAAGCAGAAAAUGAGGACAAAGCAGGUUUUUCCUCCAUUCCUGCAAACCCAAUGGAGAGAAGGAAGAAAAGGAGAGAAAUGGAUAAAGAGAAGCAUCAAACAGAAUCAAACAACAUGCCAUCGAGAACUCGUGUUUUGGUUCAAAGCUCGGAGCACCAAAUGAGUGUAGUAUCGAACCCCCCUUUGUUGAGUAAUAUACCUGGAUUUCACAUAAGUGUUUUUAGGGAUCUUUCAUUGGCUGAUACCAUGGCUAGAGAAGCAGCCACUGAAGCAUUGGUUAAGGAGCUUUGCGAAGUUCAGAAAGCACAUGAGAAGUGCAUCAAGGAAGGUUCGAGUGAAGAUGACCUGCAAUUGGAAGCUGCCAAGGAUGAUGGUCUCAAUAAUUGUGCCCCUUCAUUGAGAUAUGCCCUUCGCCGACUAAUUCGUGGAGUUUCUUCUUCAAGAGAGUGUGCAAGACAAGGCUUUGCAUUGGGUUUGACUAUUGUCAUUGCUAGCAUUCCUAGCAUCAAGGUGGACUCAUUGCUGAAACUGAUUGAUGAAUUACUGGAGGUUUCUUCUUCAAUGAAAGGCCAGGAGGUAAGAGAUUGUUACUUGGGCCGUCUGUUUGCAUAUGGAGCUCUUGCCAGAUCUGGUCGAAUAGCUGGGGAAUGGACUUCAGAUAAAAAGUCUAAAUCUAUUAUGGAAUUUAUUAACUCUGUAGUUUCACUUGCUAAUAAGAAGCGAUACUUGCGUGAACCUGCUGCCUCUAUUAUAGUGGAUUUAGCUAACAAGUUACCUGCACAAGCUCUGUCGACCCAUGUUCUUGAGGCUUCUCUCCUGAAGGAGUGGUUUCAGAGAGCUACUGAUGAUGGAAAUCCUGAUGUGCUACUUUUGGCCAUGAAAUUACAAGAAACGCUUUCUGGAGAUGAUGAGACAUUUAGCAAAUUGUGGCCUUGUCCUUUCAGUCCAAAGAAUCUAUUUACUAUUGAGGCUUUGACUUCCCUCGUUUCUUGUUUCAAGGAAACAACCUUUUGUCAGCCUCGGGUUCAUAGUUUGUGGCCUUAUUUGGUGGACAUCCUCUUCUCAGAUCUGGAAAGGCAUGAAGAGGAAGUACUGGAUAUUCAGAGCAUUACUUCCUCUAAGAAGUCUAAGAAAAACCGGAAGCGCAACUCUCCUGAAAAGGAUCUCAUAAAGCGUCUCCGCUCUUUUUGUGAAGUUGUCAUCGAAGGAGCACUCCUAUCAUCGUCACAUGAUAGAAAGCAUUUGGCUUUUGAUGUUCUGCUUUUGGUCAUGCCAAGAUUACCUUCUUCAUGCAUCCAUGCUGUUCUCUCUAAGAAGCUAAUCCACUGCUUGGUUGAUAUUUUAUCUACCAAGGACUCCUGGCUUUAUAAAGCGGCACAACAUUUCUUACAUGAAAUCUCUAGUUUGGUGGAGAAUGAUGAUGAUCGAAGGAUAGCAGUUGUUGUAGCAUUACAACAACACACAGAUGGAAAAUUUGAUAUCAUCGCUCGAACCAACACAGUUAAAGACUUAGUUUCAAAAUUUGGGAUGGACCCAGGUUGUACUCCAUUUGUCGGGAGUCUUAUAAGCUUGUUUCUUGAUGAGGGGGCAUCUGGGUCGGCUACGAAUCAAAAUCUUGAGGGUUUGGCUGAGGAUGAUGAUGACUCUUUAACAAGUUCAUAUUCCUUGCGAAAUUGGAUCGUGGAUUGUCUCUAUCGUAUAUCGAAGAAUUCAAAACUUUUGACUGUGAGGAAAGAGGCUUUGAAAUUUUUGACUCUGCAGGGAUUAUUUUCCGCAUCUCUUGGUACAGAGGUUACAUCAUUUGAGUUGCAUGAGAAAUUGAAAUGGCCAAAGAGUGCUACCUCAAGUCAUAUACGGCGGAUUUGUAUGGAGCAGCUGCAGCUUCUAUUGGGGGAUAUUCAGAAGGAUGAGGGGUCUGAGUUUGAAUCAGCUGGCAAAGAACCAAGUGAACCAGGGGAAUACUUCAUGUGGCUUCUUGAAACAGUGCGCAACAUCCCAUCAGUUUCUCUAUUCCGGACCUUAAGUGAUGAGGAUGAGGGGGCAUUGAAGAAAAUGCACUCAAUGCAUGCUAAGAUGUUAUGCAUGGAAAAGGAAAAUAAAAAGGAAAAGGAGAAGGAGGAGGAAAAAGAAAAGGAAGGGAAAGGCAAUAAAGAUAAAUUAUUUUCUAUAAGAUGCAAGUUAGAUAAACUGUUUGCUAUGCGAUUCUUGCUUAUACAGUUGCUGUUGCAAGUUCUUCUCCAUCCUGGAGAAUUUAGUGAUGCUGCAUCCGAACUUGUCAUAUGUUGUAAGAAAGCGUUUGCGGAUUAUAAUGAUCCUGGAUUCUCAGAGGAAGAGGAGGAUAUCGAUGUAGAUGGUUCCCCCGUUUUGAUGGAUGUCCUUGUAGAUACCCUACUCUCCUUGCUGCCUCAUUCUUCUGGUCCUUUAUGUUUUGCUGUUGAGCGGGUUUUCAAGGCUUUCUGUGAUGAAAUAGCUGAACCUAACCUGCUUAGCAUGCUGCGCGUUAUAAAGAAAGAUCUGAAACCUUCUCGUCAUCAGGUGGCAGACAGCGAUGAUGAUGAAGAAGAAGAUGUUCUGGGUAUUGAAGAAACAGAGGAUAACGAUGAGGCUGAGGAAUCUGGUGAAGAUGGAGAGAGCAAUGCUGAGAUGAGAAAUGAGGAUCUGAAUGAUGCUGAUGAUGAUGAUGGGGUUGCAUUCGGAAAAGCCAAUGACGCCACGCAAGAUCCAGAGGGCUCUGAUGACUCGGAUGGUGGCAUGGAUGAUGCUGCCAUGUUUAGGAUGGACUCAUAUCUUGCCCUUAUCUUCAAGGAGAAGAAGAACAUGGCUGGUGGUGGUGGUGAUACCACUCAGUCUCAGCUCAUGCUGUUCAAGCUUCGAGUCCUUUCACUAUUGGAAAUUUUCCUGCAAAAGCAUGCUGGUAAACCCAUCAUUUUGACUGCAUACUCAUACUUGAUCCGUGUAGUUUUUAACCUUUCUCGCAUGGGAGGAAGUGUACAGUUGACGCAGCGUAUCAGUGGCAUCUUGCAAAGGAGGAUCUUCAAGCAGAAGGAUUACCCCAAGGGUGACGGUGUUCAAAUCAAAACCCUAGAAAACCAUCUUGAGAAGAGCCUAAGUUCUGCCUCUCGAUCAAAACAAGAACCGGUGACUUCUCUAUCUCAAAACGCAACCUUUUGGCUCUUGAAAAUUGUUCGUGCCAACUUUACAGAAACCCAGUUGCAGAGGACAAUAGAGAUAUUUCAAACAUCCCUAGAGGACUUCUUUACCAACAAGAAGUCUCGAUUUAAGUCAGGUUUCUUCAAAGAGGUUUUUCGAAGGGAGCCGUGGCUUGUGCGAAUGCUUUUUGGGUUUCUACUAGAGAAAUGCAGGAACACUAAGUCAGAGUUUCGUAGAGUCGAAGCUCUUUCAUUAGUGGAUGACAUGUUGAAAUUGUGGGUUUCAGGCAAAGCAGAAGUCAUUUUAAGUGAGUUGAGUUUUUUUAAAGGGCAUUUAUCUUCUGUUUGUGAUUUGAUUCAACAGCUCCUUAGCAAGCCACCAGAGAAAGCAUCGAGGAGGUCGGAGGUGAGGCAGUUUUGUAUUGGAGCACUGAAGGUGGUUUCAAAGCUUAAGCUGAAUAAAUCAUUUAUAAAGGCAUUGAAACCUGAUGCAUAUGCUGCCUGUGAAUCUCAUUUUGGGGAUGUUUUCAAGGAGGUGGUUCAAUAGAAGUUGGAAGCUUUUCUUGCCUCUAAUGGGCUAGGGAGAAAUUUUGAUCGGCAUCUGUUGGGUUCAUAAGUUAUUUUGUCCUCUCUGAAGACCAUUUCUGAUGUAAAUUGUGGGAUAUCAGAUCAAAUUCAAUGCUCGGGUCACCUCAGGCUUUGGAUAUAUCAUGGGUGGACCUGAACAUCUCAAUAAAUUUUCCCUAAUUUAUUGAGUUUUGAGAAAAUUUUGUGCUCGUGAAAUGCCACAAUUUCGACGAAAAUCUAGUGAAAGCUGUAACCAUAUACUAAAAUCUCGCCAUUCUAUGUAGCUAAUGAUGAAUUUGUGCCUGGAUAUUAGGCCAAUACUACCAUUUACUAGAGGGCGCCCCUUGAAUAAGGUGAUAUGUUAUUUAUUUUAUGACUUUUUGUUCUUUUUUUAGAAUAAAAGCAAAAAAUUUAAUUGGCCAAA
Molecule: messenger RNA, 4851 nt
Organism: Amborella trichopoda
Lineage: Eukaryota; Viridiplantae; Streptophyta; Magnoliopsida; Amborellales; Amborellaceae
Source: RefSeq, a predicted model, not a curated record